This is a messenger RNA of Cucurbitaria berberidis CBS 394.84, 1329 nucleotides long. Its product is annotated as SET domain-containing protein. The record is from RefSeq and is a predicted model, not a curated record. Bases 103 to 1329 code for a protein of 408 amino acids. The transcript is spliced from 2 exons. NCBI's taxonomy places the organism in Eukaryota, Fungi, Ascomycota, Dothideomycetes, Pleosporales, Cucurbitariaceae. Gene Ontology annotation, molecular function: protein-lysine N-methyltransferase activity; protein binding. Gene Ontology annotation, biological process: peptidyl-lysine monomethylation; peptidyl-lysine trimethylation.
GGCCGGGCGUAUUAUUCCACCUUAGAGCUUGGCGACUCCCCCGUUCUAAAUCUCAAACAAAUCACUCUCAUCCCCAAACUAGAAAGACGAAAAGGCAGAAUCAUGACAACAGCACUCGACCCAGGCGAGGAACACACUCGCUUCGUUACCUGGGCCGAAGAGAACGGCGUCACAAUCAACGGUGUGGCACCAGCGCGAUUCGUCGGUCGCGGAAUGGGCAUAGUCGCAGCACAAGACAUCAAAAAAGGAGACCGUCUAGUCGACGUGCGCAAUACAUCGUUAGUGCACAUUGCCUUGCCAUCAAUAAAAGCCCUCAAACUUCCAGAACACACAACAGUGCAUGGAAGACUAGCCGCCGCCCUAGCACUCUGGUACUCCGACUCCAGCAGUAAGAAUGAGUACAAACCAUGGCAAGACGUCUGGCCCAGCGAGGCAGACUUCAAGCACACAAUGCCACUCUAUUACCCGCCCCAACUGCAAUCCCUUCUUUCCCCCGCUGCGACCAAACUCCUCACCACUCAACGCGCCAACCUGGAAAAGGACUGGGCAGACCUGCACACCAGCAUCCCCAGCAUCUCAAAGGAAGCAUUCACCUACACCUGGCUGAUAGUCAACACGCGAACUUUCUACUGGGACUAUCCGGACCUGCCCAACGCGCACCCGCGCCUCCCCAGGCAGCGCAAAGCUAAACUCACAGCGGCGGACUGCUACGCCAUGUGUCCGGUGAUGGACUACUUCAAUCACUCAGACGUUGGGUGCGAGCCUACGCAUAAUAGUAGUGGGUACAGCGUGAGCGCUGACCGGGCGUACACGGCGGGCGAAGAAGUCUCCGUCAGCUACGGGCCGCAUACGAAUGAUUUCUUGCUUGUGGAAUACGGCUUCUUGCUCGAGCGGAAUGCAAAUGAUUCCGUGCCGCUGGAUGGGCUUUUGCUUCCACUUUUGAGUGCUGAGCAAAGCGCUGCGCUGAAGGAAGAUGGGUUUUACGGGACGUAUACGCUUUCCAGUGCAUCGACAACAGGAAGUCCGGUUAUUUGUCACCGCACGCAGGCUGUGCUCAGGCUUAUUGUUCUCGAUUCAAAGCGUUAUGCUGCGUUUGUGGGGGGCGAUGAUGAUGGGAGCAGAGAUCAGGCACGGCUGGAUAGCUUCCUGGUCGGUGUGUUGACAAGGUAUUCGCGGCACAUUGUGGAUGUUAUAGAGGAAGUGGAGGAGGUGCAGACGAGGGAAGAAGGGGAGGGAGUAGCACAGCCAGCUCAGAAAGACUCGUUGCUGAAGAGAUGGAAACAGAUACAGAGUGUUGUGAAUGCGGCGAUCAAGCACUUAGAAAGCUAG